AUGAAGCAGUGGUUCGGGGACUUGAAUUUGAAUGUUAUUCUCAGAAUGGUUGCAGGGAAGAGAUAUUUUGGUGCAACUGUUGAUGGGGAUAAAAUAGAGGCAAGGCAGUGCCAGAAAGUGUUGAGGGAUUUCUUUCAUUUAACUGGAAUUUUUAUUGUGGCUGAUAAUAUCCCUUACCUUAGAUGGUUGGAUAUAGGUGGAUAUGAGAAAAAAAUGAAAGAAACUGGAAAAGAAAUGGAUAAAAUUGUUGAGAAAUGGUUGGAAGAGCACAAGCAAAAGGCAAAUUCUGGUAGUAAGCAGGAUUUUAUGGACGUGAUCCUUUCAGCUAUUGAGGGCACAAACCUUCAAGAUUAUGAUCCUGGCACAAUCAUCAAAUCUACAUGCCUAAUCCAAUAA
This is a messenger RNA of Olea europaea var. sylvestris, 396 nucleotides long. Its product is annotated as cytochrome P450 CYP82D47-like. Bases 1 to 396 code for a protein of 131 amino acids. Gene Ontology annotation, molecular function: iron ion binding; monooxygenase activity; heme binding. The record is from RefSeq and is a predicted model, not a curated record. Gene Ontology annotation, biological process: defense response to other organism. The transcript has 2 exons. Lineage: Eukaryota; Viridiplantae; Streptophyta; Magnoliopsida; Lamiales; Oleaceae.